AUGGUCGGUCUCACCUGCGUUCCGCUUGUCAUCUUGGGUGGUUUUGUUCAUCUGCACAUUGUCAUUAUUAAGGAUCAGAAGAACAAAAAGGCGCAUGAGCACUCCACUCACCUCGCCUGCGAAGCUGCUGGUUCCAUCCGUACGGUUGCUUCUCUCACUCAUGAGAAGGAUUGCCUCCAUCUGUACAGCGAGUCAAUGGAGGGCCCGCUCCAGGAGUCCAAGACUAGCUCGUUCUGGUCCAACAUGCUCUACACGAUCACACAGAGUUUGGCACCUUCCAAUUCUUCGUUCCAGCUCUUCGUCACGCUCCAAAUGACUGUCUUCAGUUCCAUGCAGGCGGACAAUGUGGUCUUGUUUGUGCCUGACAUGUACUCUGCUUGGGGUGCUGCAGCGGACAUCGUCAACCUCCUGGACUCCAAGCCUAGCAUUGACGCCGACAGUACGGAGGGCAGCAUCCACUUCGAGAACAUCCACUUUUGGUACCCCACUCGUCCCGGUGAUGUGGAAAGCGUACGACCAUCCAGCUUGUUGAGCAGUUCUACGACCCACUUAUGGGCACCUGUCUACCUCGAUGAGCAGCCCAUCGAGUACCGCAAGCACAUUGCUCUGGCCUCUCAGGAACCAACGCUGUAUGCUAGUACCAUCCGCUUCAACAUCCUCCUUGGUGCAACGAAGCCUGCUAAAAAAAACUCAAGGCCGUCAUUACCAGACAGCUUCGACACCGAGGUUGGUGGUAAGGGCUCCCAGCUCUCCGGUGGCCAUUGCAAUUGCGCAGACAACUCGACCUUGGAGAAGAUUGUGCAGGAAGCACUCGACAGUGCUGCCAAGGGCCAGACAACGAUUGUGAUUGCACAUCGUUUACCAACCAUCCAGAAUGCAGACUGCAUCUGA
Molecule: messenger RNA, 891 nt
Organism: Phanerochaete carnosa HHB-10118-sp
Lineage: Eukaryota; Fungi; Basidiomycota; Agaricomycetes; Polyporales; Phanerochaetaceae
Exons: 4
Coding region: 1-891 (296 amino acids)
Biological process (GO): transmembrane transport
Cellular component (GO): membrane
Molecular function (GO): ATP binding; ABC-type transporter activity
Source: RefSeq, a predicted model, not a curated record